Messenger RNA from Symbiodinium natans, 1338 nucleotides. The record is from the annotation of a GenBank genome assembly. Lineage: Eukaryota; Dinophyceae; Suessiales; Symbiodiniaceae.
AUGGCCCGCGCAGUCUGGAAGAUGCUGCAGGCGUUCAACGCCAACAUCCUUGUGCGGAUGGCCGUGUUCAGUGUGCUGGCUUUGGCACCCGUUCCCUGGCAGCUGGACGAGCCUUUGUUUCUGGGCGCCAUAGAGGGCAGGCAACUGCGCGAGAGCGGGUGCACCAAACUGCCCCAGCUGCCGCUUCCCUGUGUGGGACUCAUUGCCGACUGGUUCCCGCAGCCGGACAACUUGCGGACCAGCUUGGCCACGUUGGAGCAGUGGAUGCGGGCACUGCCCCUGUGGGAGCCAAUCCAGGAGAAGGACAUCCUCCCUGCUGCUGAGAGUAUGCCGGAUGGCCCAACCCUGACGAAGCGCCGGAACAACGCGGCGCUGCUGGCCGCGGUGACCAUCGGUUUCUUUGUCUUCUUGGCAGAGCUCGCAGUGGUCUUCCUGAACCGGAUCCCGGUUUGCCUGAAAACCUCAUGUGGGACUGGCUCCAAUCGCCAGAUGGGCAUGCAAAAAGGAGAUCCGCCAAAAGAUGUCGAAGCCCAAGUCGUGGCUCCCGAAGGACUCAGCGACACGACCCCCCUCAUCUCUCCCGGACAAGGCCCAGCUGCGGCCAGCAGCGUGAAGUACGAGAUGGAGCUGGGUCCUGGGAAGACGGCGAUCUUCCUUGUCUACUACAUCAUCCACAACACCCUCUUAUUGGCUCUGACGUCUUGGUCCAUGAGGAAUGGCCUCAUGUCCAGCGGGCUGGGCCUUGAUUGGGAGGUUCUGUGGUUUUGGCUGGUGACGGUCUUGGCCGUGGAUGUGGUGGGCUACACGAUUGUGUCCAUUCAGGCCACCUGGAUCAACCACAUUGUUCCACAUCCCGCUGGCGCGAUGCUGUUUAGUGUUCUUCCCAUUCUUGGACCACGAGUGGACCUAUUGAAGGACUGCCUUUUUGUCGGCGCGGUCUUUCAGCUGGCCGUUUGCGCUGAAAGCCACACCGCCCGGCUGCUAGGCAUGUGGUUCGGCAACCUGGCCCUCAUUACCAUAUUUGCGCCCGCGCCGCUCUUGAUGGUCGAGCCGAGCACGAGGAGGGACCUUGCCAGAGAGUUUUUGGCCGCCUUGGUGGCCAGACUCAAGGAGGCGCCGCAGCCAGUGCAGCAGGCGCCAAAGACAGAUGAGCAGGAUGGGAAGUCCCGAAGUUGGUGCUCGUGUGGAGAGGCGCCAAAGACUGAUGGGCAGGAGGAGGAGCCCAGGAGGUGGUGCCUGUGCGGAAAGGAGGAGCCAAAAGUGGAGCAGGAGAAUUCCGGAAAGUGUUGCACUUGCUCGGGUACGGAGGCUUGGAUAUCAUGCAAGCAUGCACCCUAA